AUGGAACUGAUCGAAAAUCUAUUAUCUGUUGGUGAAGCUGCGUCAACAAUGGAAUGUUUCAGACCGGAAAAUAGUCAAAUUCAGUAUGAACAAUAUUAUGCUUCAGCAAAUGAUCAAUCACGUGUUCGUCUUCCACGAUUAAUGACAUUUCAGACAAGUCUUAACUCCUUUGGAGAUCAAUCGUCGUACCGAUGUAAAAUGUAUGUUGGAUUUAGCAGCCAGUUCAAAGAUUGCACUUAUAAUAAAAUUCAAUAUCGACCACAAUCAGCAUCUGUAGCCAUUGCAAUUAUCGAUGAAGAUGAAGAAGAAAAGGCAAAACGAUUAUCUCAAGAUCCUCGUUUACUUUUUACUCUAACUGGACAACCAACAACUGACGAUCCAUUAACAAAUGUUGUUGGUGUUCAUGCUCCUUGGGUUACAUUAAAUAAUUAUAAAUAUAACGUUAAAGUUUUACCAGGUAGUUUUGGUAAGAAAGGCAAAAAUGUUCAACCUGCAUCAUGA
This is a messenger RNA of Rotaria sordida, 501 nucleotides long. The record is from the annotation of a GenBank genome assembly. Lineage: Eukaryota; Metazoa; Rotifera; Eurotatoria; Philodinida; Philodinidae.